AUGCCUCCAGAGAACGUCACCUGGGCCCGGGGGGUCCCGGCUGAAUUCAUCCUCCUGGGCAUCACGGAUCGCUGGGACCUGCGCCUGACCCUCUUCCUGAUCUUCCUGCCCGUCUACCUGGUGGACCUGCUGGGAAAUGUGGGCAUGGUGCUGCUGAUCUGCGUGGAUGCCCGGCUCCACACGCCUAUGUACUUCUUCCUGGCCAGCCUCUCCCUGCUGGACGCCUGCUAUUCCUCGGCCAUCGGCCCCAAGAUGCUGGCGGACCUGCUGCGGCCCCAGGCCACCAUCCCUUACGCAGCCUGUGCCCUGCAGCUGUUUGUGUUCGCCGGGCUGGCCGAUGCCGAGUGCUGCCUGCUGGCAGCCAUGGCCUACGACCGCUACGUGGCCAUCAGAAACCCGCUUCUCUACGCAACGGCCAUGUCGCCGCGGCUGUGCCUGACUUUGCUGGGCGCGGCAGGCCUGGGUGGCGCAGUGAGUGCCACUGUCCACACGACCUUCACCUUCCGCCUGAGCUUCUGCCGCUCCCGGGAGGUCAACAGCUUCUUCUGCGACAUCCCCCCACUGCUGGCCAUCUCGUGCGACGACACCCGCCUCAACGAGCUGCUCGUCUGCGCCCUCUGCGGCUUCAUCCAGACGGCCACGGUGCUGGCGAUCGGCGUGUCCUACGGCUUCAUCGCCGCGGCCGUGAUCCGCGUGCGCUCGGCCGCGGGCCGCCGCCGGGCCGCUUCCACCUGUGGCUCCCACCUGGCGGCUGUGGCCAUGCUGUACGGCACCCUCAUAUUCAUGUACCUGCGGCCCAGCUCCAGCUACGCCCUGGACUCCGACAAGAUGGCAUCUGUGUUCUACACCCUUGUCAUCCCAGCCCUCAACCCGCUCGUUUACAGCCUGCGCAACAAGGAGGUCAAGGAGGCCCUCGGGAGGGCCUGGCGCCGGCUCUGCGGUCCGGCAGGGGGCGCCCGUGCCAGGUCGGAGCGGGCUGAUUAG
Molecule: messenger RNA, 984 nt
Organism: Molossus molossus (Pallas's mastiff bat)
Lineage: Eukaryota; Metazoa; Chordata; Mammalia; Chiroptera; Molossidae
Product: olfactory receptor 5C1
Exons: 1
Coding region: 1-984 (327 amino acids)
Biological process (GO): sensory perception of smell; G protein-coupled receptor signaling pathway
Cellular component (GO): membrane
Molecular function (GO): G protein-coupled receptor activity; olfactory receptor activity; odorant binding
Source: RefSeq, a predicted model, not a curated record